Messenger RNA from Strongylocentrotus purpuratus (purple sea urchin), 1773 nucleotides. Its product is annotated as neo-calmodulin. The transcript has 6 exons. Gene Ontology annotation, cellular component: myosin II complex. The coding region runs from base 141 to 596 and encodes 151 amino acids. The record is from RefSeq and is a predicted model, not a curated record. Lineage: Eukaryota; Metazoa; Echinodermata; Echinoidea; Camarodonta; Strongylocentrotidae. Gene Ontology annotation, molecular function: calcium ion binding.
GUAUUGUUUGAGCGAGGACACGAUUCUAUAGACCUUAAAACACACGAAGAAUAGCAUCAUAUACACCAUUUCCUACUUGGUUGUCAUUUGGAAAGGUGCAAUACUGUAACCAGCUCGCAGACAGAUACAUACACAUUAUCAUGUCGAAGCCAACAGAGAGCCAAUUGAAAGAGUUUAAGGAGGCGUUUGGUCUUUACGAUAGGGAUAAUGAUGGCUUCAUCACAACAGAUAUACUAGGAGAGGUCAUGAGGUCAUUGGGGUCAUGUCCGACGGAAGCGGAAGUGGAGGAGUCUAUCAACAUGGAGGACCCACAUGGUAAAGGUAAACUAGACUUCAACGUGUUUUCUCGGAUAAUGGCACAUCACAUCAGUCAGUCACAGGUGGAUCCUGAAGAAUUCCGAGAUGCCUUCAGAGUUUUUGAUAAAGAUGACACGGGAACACUUAGCGCAGCGGAGUUACGUCACGUGAUGACAAGCCUUGGUGAGAAGUUAACGGAUACUGAAGUAGAUGAGAUGAUACGAGAGGCGGAUGUAGGCAGUGACGGCAGGAUAAAUUAUGAAGAAUUCGUUCAAAUGAUAGCUCAGACACAACAGUGAAUCCAACAAGUUCAAUUAGAGAUAUAAACACCUUAGUCUUUCAGGAUAAAGAACAGUUACAGAGUCCUGAAUCUCGUCUUACUAUAACAAGUUGCGAUCGAUCCAGUUUGAUCGUAAGGCCUUCAACCAAUCGCAAACUUAGAAGCUUUCAUCUCUUCACUGCAGAGUUCUGGGCCCCGUCUUAUAAACAGUUAAUUUUUAUCGUAACUUAUUUGUGAUUGAUUUCAUUCACAACUAUGUAAAUUAGAGAUAGGAGACUGUAAACUUGCGAUUAGUUUGAGGACUUGCGAUUGAUGUGGAUCAAUCGUCCAGAAUUAUAUUAUGUUAAAUAUCUGUUAAUAAGACGAGAUUCUGAAUGGGAAACACAUUUUGGCUGCGUCUUUAAUAAGAGUGUGCAAUGAUAACAAACGCUUUAUAUUUCUCAUAGUGCUUUCUAGGAUUGAGUAAUUAGAGUAAAGGAAAUUCCAAGGAUAGUAAUAUUUCAAGAAUAAGUAUGCCAAAGUUCUCCAGGACACUAUUGAAAAUGAGCGACGACAUUUUCAUUUUGCCAUAUUCUUGCAGUAACAGACGACAAGAGAAUCCAUAGCUAGUGAGGUAUUUCUGAGCGAAUCGGCAUAGCGCCAUCUAUAGAAACGGACAGAUAGCUUUGUGAAUCAUUUUUCAUUAUUCAUUUUCCCAAACAUCCAUUAUGAUUUAGGCCGGGUUCAGUGGGAAUAUUCGAACAAUCAAUUCAAUGGAAGAUAUAUUUGCUCGAUACUUAUGUCAUAUCAUGAAGACAAACUAUGAAGUUUCGUUUUAUUCAUGUUUCUAAAUUCUUUUAAAUGAAAUGAAAUCUACGAAUCAAUCAAAAACAGCAAGAAUAACGUGAUUAUGCUUGUUGGAAUAAUUGUGUCUUUAAAAUAUGACAAUAUUUUGAUCUCAUAAUGUUACUUCAUCACUGAAUAUUGUCUUGAUUAAAAGUGUCUCUGUAUUAGUGAAAAACUUGAAAAACCUUUCAUCUGAAAUAUUGUUGAUAGCCAAACUAACUAGAAAAAUCAUUUAAAAAGCAAUCUAAUAACAAGAAAUGCAUUGUAUGUAUGCCUAUUGCCGCAGAGUGAUGACGUUUAUUGAAUGUGAAUUUAUAGCGAAUAUUAUUUAUGUAGUCAAUGUUAAUAAAAACACUGAAAAGGUCACACAA